GGGAGAAAUUAAGCGCGGUCGGCACUUGCUGUGAGGGGAAGGCACUGCCCGCUACUGCUGCUGCUGCUGAUGAUGUUGUUACUUGAUGAUGCUGAUGUUUUUCUAUAGUUUAUUUGAUACGUACGUAAGCUUUAAUCCAAUUCUAGACAAAAAGUGGUGACGAUGAUGGCGGAACCACACGUUACUUAUUCUCUCCGUCAGUCUCCGUCAAUACUACCUACUUACUCCGUAGAUAACCUGUCCGCUCGUCCGGAUAAUGGAUGAGCGACUGAUUAUUCCCUACUAUGUCCUACUAUGUCUUUCAGGCCCUGCAUGCCAGCCAUGCAAUCCCGCGCGCUCCUUCCCGAUUCUGUCUCCCACCGUGACUGCCUCUCGCGGGCUUCCGGUGAUUGGUCUCGCCCGGGCGACGGUCAGCUGACUCAGCCGGUGCCCGUUGGGACACACGGUCCUUCCCGAGCUCCUCCCCGGCUUCUCCCGCAUCUAGAACGACUAGAGAAUCCAGCGUUGACAUCUUCUCCACCACUUAGUUUUAAACCAGAAGCACGGGGAGAAUCCGGGGCAGUCAAGCUCCACUCUUCUUCAAUUGCCCGUUUUACCCCAUUAUCAUCCAUCGACGAGCCCGUUUAUUCCCGCGGUUGUGUUCGAUCAUGCACACUGGCUUGUUGCCGGUGCUGGGACGAUGUUAUCAGGCCGAAUCACCAUGCCCCUGCUGCACUGUCGCUGCCCACUUAUCCCAGGAACAUUGUUCAGUCAAGGGCGUACUUCGAUGUCGAAUUUCGAUAUCGGAUCCUAUCCAGUUUGGCCAGGUCGAGACUCUUAUAUCUAUCAGCCCUCUCGAUGAAGACACGAGGUCGAUGGACGCACUGCAUGCUGCUGUCAGCUAUCGGCAAUGAUUUUGGAUCCGACGCUUCAAACACUUUCGCAAGCUGCCUCAUAAAUGUUGUUAUGGGCGGUACUAAGUUAUCACUGUCAUUUGGCAUGAACACAUUGGAGAGUCUGCUCUGCUGUGAUGAUCAGUUGCUCGUCGGCUCGCGCACACCUCGCCAUCAGCUAUCUCCUGCAAGUAAGCCAUGCGAGGAUGACAUCCUCUAAAGCACAAUGAAAAGGCAUAUUGCUCAAUGAGCGUGUUCGAGGUUUUCACUGGCUA
Messenger RNA from Aspergillus sclerotioniger CBS 115572, 1147 nucleotides. RefSeq lists its product as uncharacterized. The record is from RefSeq and is a predicted model, not a curated record. NCBI's taxonomy places the organism in Eukaryota, Fungi, Ascomycota, Eurotiomycetes, Eurotiales, Aspergillaceae. The transcript has a single exon. The coding region runs from base 295 to 1092 and encodes 265 amino acids.